CAACAACUUCCUCUACUUCUCUACCACAUUUUCCACACAAACUAUCAUCAUGGGUUGGUUCGACUUCGGCAGCGAUCAGCAGCAGGCUCACGAGGAGCUCACCAACUACGGUGGCUUCGACGGCUCUGAGGAGCACAAGGCCAAGUUCAGCCACGAGCUCAUCGCCGGUGCCGCUUCCUACGAGGCCAUGAAGUCCUUCGAGGAGUACCAGGAGCGCAACGGCAAGCCCCAGAGCCACGCUGAGGCCAAGGAGAUCCUUGCCGGUCUCGCCGGUGCCUUCAUCGACCGUGAGGUCGAGACCAAGGGCUUGGACUUCGUCGACCGCGAGAAGGCCAAGUACCACGCCCGCCGCCAGCUCGAGGAGGCUUCCGCCCAGGACUACUAAACCGGUCAAUCUGUUGCCAAUACUUUUGUUAAUUGAGAUAUCCAAUCUGAAUAUAUUUUGUUGAAACA
Molecule: messenger RNA, 453 nt
Organism: Aspergillus japonicus CBS 114.51
Lineage: Eukaryota; Fungi; Ascomycota; Eurotiomycetes; Eurotiales; Aspergillaceae
Product: DUF3759 domain-containing protein
Exons: 3
Coding region: 50-385 (111 amino acids)
Source: RefSeq, a predicted model, not a curated record